UAUUAAUAGGGGGUUACAGGACUUGGUAGGUAAUCAAACUAAGUAGUCUUGAGAAUUGGCAAAUAAGCACUUUUCAUUGAAGGCUGCAUGGAAACGUAAGAAACUCUUCUUGGGCUAUGCCUGAAUAUUGUUAAGUCAACACCUGUUUUAGUGAAAUGGCCACCCCAGGCUAAGGCCUCAGAAGAUACAAUGUUAAGGCUCUGUGGGCAUAAGGAAAGAGAGUGGGGGGACUUAAUGUGGUCUACUCCAUAGUUAAGAGUCUUGAGUUAAUUUCUUAGGUCAAACUACCUGUGCAUGUCCCUCGAGAGAGGAAUGAUCUGGGAGCAGCCAGAAAAUGUGUUGAGGCAGGAAUGUAGCCUACAUAAAGCAUGCUUGCCACAUCCAUUCCUAUCUCUAAUCCAAGUCACUUUAGUAUCAGUAUUUUGUAUGACAUCAGAGCCAUAUACACACUCUUAGGCUUUAUAAUUAGCGGUAGAGUUGUACAUAGUGUAAGAAAGAUUUUUUUUUAUAGAACUGAUAAUAACAGAAAAAUAUUAAAUGAACAGACAAAAGUCUUAGUUUUGAAACUACUUUAUAAAAGAACAGAGAGUGAGCUCCUUAUUGCAUUUUAAAAUUACCUUGGCAUUUAUACCAGCUCUAAGGGAAAACCUCAGCGGCUGAUCACGGUAGGACAAUUGCAAUCCUUGAGAGAAUGGGUGUUGUGUUGGUGGAUUUAGUCACCCCCCUCCCAGGACAGGGUUUCUCCGUGUAACUCUGGAUGUCUUGAAACUCUCUCUGUAGACCAGGCUAGCUUCAAACUCAGAGAUCCACUUGCCUCUGGCUCCCGAUUGCUGAGAUUAAAGGCAUGUGCCACUAUCACCAAGUGGAUUUAGUUAUUUUUAAUUUUAGUCUCUGUUGUAUGUACUCACUUAUGUAUGUUCUUAGAGAGAUCUGGAGUUAAAAGGUUAAGCAGAGAAACUCAGGCUUGUUUUAAAAUUUGCUGAUUUUUGUUUUUAAAACGAAGUAUGUUUGUCUUCCAUUUAAAUUCUAAAACACCAGUGAUCAAAUUAAAGCAUGGAAAGGUUAUAUGAUCGGACCAAGGCAAAAACAGGUAGUAAGUGAUACAAUGAUGUUUUUAGUUGUGGGGGUUUGACUCAAGUAGCAAUAUAAUUAGUUCCUUUGCUUUCCUGCUUCAUGGUGAUGUAGGGUCAACACCACAUCUGCAGCAGGGCAAAAGAAGUACAUAGAGCUUUGUUUUAUAUUCUAAGAAAAACUCUGUGUUUUCCCCUGAAGAUCAACCAACAUCUGACAGUGAUACCACUUGAACAAGAAUCACCCACUAGAAAAUACAAGGAAGACCUAGGUAGAGCAUUAGGACUACCAGGUCCUAUCUUUUCUAGGUCAUCCCAAGAGAUUCCAUGAGAAACAGAAAGGAUUCUAACUUCACCUCUUUCUGCAGUGUGAGAGGAGAGAGGGCACAGACUUCCUAAAGGAGGACAAGCAACAGGUUAUUCUGAACAAUGAGUAGACUCUGUUAACACAGAGAACCUUCACAAGCAUGGGAAACAGAGCAAGAUAGCUUCAUUUAUGUUUUCUGAUUUGUAAAACACGGCCCUGACACUUUGAUUUGUCUACACCACAGACAGGAACACAUCCGAUGGCAUUCCACCCUCUUCUCUCACCACUCUACACUGUAAUAGAAAACCCAUCUCACCUAUGAUGUCAAGACCAUCCUACAACUACACAGUGGAAGCCCCUGCCACCUUCUUCCUUGUGGGCAUUCCAGGUUUGCAGUCUUCCUAUCUUGGGCUGGCCAUCUCAUUGAGUACCAUGUACAGCAUAGCCCUCUUAGGAAACAGCCUCAUCAUUACUGUCAUCUGCAUGGAUUCCACUCUACAAGAGCCCAUGUACUUCUUUCUCUGUGUUCUGGCUGCUGUGGACAUUGUCAUGGCUUCUUCUGUGGUACCUAAGAUGGUGAGCAUCUUCAGCUCAGGAGACAGCUCCAUCAGCUUUAAUGCCUGUUUCACUCAGAUGUACUUUGUCCAUGCAGCCACAGCUGUGGAGACAGGGCUGCUCCUGGCCAUGGCUUUUGAUCGCUAUGUGGCCAUCUGCAAGCCCCUACACUACAGAAGAAUCCUCAGACCUAAAUUGAUGCUGGGGUUAUGUGUGACUAUCAUCAGCAGAGCUGUCAUUUCCAUGACUCCACUGAGCUGGAUGUUGAGUCAUUUGCCUUUCUGUGGCUCCAAUGUAGUUCCACAUUCCUACUGUGAACACAUGGCUGUGGCCAAGUUAGUAUGUGCAGACCCCACGCCCACCAGUUUGUACAGCUUGAUUUGUUCCUCUAUCAUUGUGGGAUCUGAUACGGCCUUCAUUGCUGCCUCCUAUACUUUGAUUCUUAGGGCAGUAUUUAGCCUGUCCUCAAAGAACGCACAGCGGAAGGCAUUAAGCACAUGUGGCUCUCAUGUGGGAGUGAUGUGUCUUUUCUAUCUCCCCGGGAUGGCAUCCAUAUAUAUAACCUGGUUGUGGCAGGAUGUAGUUCCCCUGCACACCCAAGUGUUGUUAGCUGACUUGUACCUCAUCAUCCCACCCACCCUAAACCCUGUCAUUUAUGGUAUUAGGACCAAGCAGAUCCGGGAGCGAAUGCAGAUGUUGAUGAUGUGUGGCUUUAGAAAAGGUUUGUGAACAUAGAACUUUUUACAUUUAGUUCCCUAGACAAGUGCACAUGUUUUAAAGAUGUAUGGAGCAAGACUGUUUCACUUGUCAGUGCAGAGUCCAAGAUGAAGUUGUAAAGACCAUGCUUGCAUAAAAUUUCAAUUUUUGGUGAGAAAAUUGUUAUGGAUAUGGGAUGACUGCAAUAGUCUGAUAUGUUCAAUAAUUCCAUUUAACUUGUAUGUGCAAUAGCUUACAAACCUGGAAACAUGGAGGCGGUACAAUUGGUCCCUUCCAUAGACAGAGCCAACAAUUCUCCCACAUCCCAAUUUUGUCACUCGUGGGCUACUUUUGUACAACUCUCCAUGACGUAACAGCCACUCUACAGCAAUAGUUCUGUGUACAAUCUUAAUUCCCGUUCAUUAUUCCUUUCAUCUGACUAGGUUGGCUUUUGUUUAGUGGGAUUCUCUCCCCACAUUUCUUUCCCCUACACCUUCAAAGAGAAUGUUAUACAGUUACAAGAACCAUGUAGACUCCCCUGAUGGCAUCAGAAGAUGCUAAUUUAACACCAGCUAGCUGCUGGAUGGGCUUUCCUUCCUUCCUGUUGACUUUAUUUCUUCUUCCCUGCUAAUAUCUUGUUUUUGAUUUUGGGGUCACAGACCUCACUCUAACCCAGAGACAAACACAUGUAACCAGAUAUACGAUAUACCUCUGUGGCCACAUGUCAGUGUGCCCUUGUGACACCUUGUGACAUGGCCAUUUUUUUGUUUAAAGGGCUCUAGACUGCUGGGAGGGGCCCUAAGGAACAAAGGUGCUGAUAUGAAGGUUCCGGCUGCCUGGGGCAAAGGGGGAUGGUUGCCACAUGCAGAAUCUAUUGUUUGCCCUCCCCUCUCUACAGAGAACACAAGUAUGGGAUGGAUUUUGUGACUUUACAAUGAACUGGUGAG
This is a messenger RNA of Peromyscus californicus insignis, 3575 nucleotides long. RefSeq names its product olfactory receptor 52I2-like. Gene Ontology annotation, molecular function: olfactory receptor activity; G protein-coupled receptor activity. The record is from RefSeq and is a predicted model, not a curated record. NCBI's taxonomy places the organism in Eukaryota, Metazoa, Chordata, Mammalia, Rodentia, Cricetidae. The coding region runs from base 1696 to 2661 and encodes 321 amino acids. Gene Ontology annotation, biological process: G protein-coupled receptor signaling pathway. The transcript has a single exon. Gene Ontology annotation, cellular component: membrane.